This is a messenger RNA of Anopheles nili, 3279 nucleotides long. RefSeq names its product DNA replication ATP-dependent helicase/nuclease DNA2 (gene Dna2). Lineage: Eukaryota; Metazoa; Arthropoda; Insecta; Diptera; Culicidae. Gene Ontology annotation, biological process: replication fork reversal. Bases 1 to 3279 code for a protein of 1092 amino acids. The transcript has 9 exons. The record is from RefSeq and is a predicted model, not a curated record. Gene Ontology annotation, cellular component: cytoplasm. Gene Ontology annotation, molecular function: helicase activity; 5'-flap endonuclease activity.
AUGGACACAAAUGUACUGUUGGAUUUCGAGGAUGAGUGGUUUGGUAUAGAAAAUGUUCCACCAUCAAAAGAGGUUAUUACGCCGAGCUUGGAUUUAACCACAUGGAAACGAUGCAGAGUUCUUACAAUUACGAAAUGUGAAAAGAAUGUUAUGCUGGUAACACUAGAAGAAAAAAACAGUAAACUAACAGCUUCAUGCCGACUUUUAUCGCCAUGGAAUACGAUAGAACACCUUAAACCGGGACUCAUUGUGUCCGUAAUAGCUGUCAAGGAGAGAAACGGUUCCGAAACGUUUGAAGUUAAUAGCAACGAAGGUUUUUUUGUCACAGAUCCCGAUUUUCUUGUGUCCGGAACUACAGUUGUUGGCUCAUUGUUUUGCCAGCGGAAGGGCGUUUUGCAAGAGUUAUAUCGCAUUUCGGAUACUGAAAACCAACAGAUGCACAUUGGAACGAUUGCACAUUCAAUUUUUCAACAAUGUCUAGUGGAUAAAACAUGUAAAUCGCUGGAAGAUAUAAAAAACAUUGCAGACGAGUUGUUUGAGUCCAGCAAAAUGGUCUUUUCGAUGUACGGGUUCAAAAUGAGCAAAAAUGAAGCACUUAGGUUGCUCAAUCCUUAUUUAAUACAAAUCGAUGCUUUUUUACAUAAAUAUGUCCAUUAUCGUUCAAUGCAGACAGGUGUGGGCGAAACUAACGAAAUGUACAUUAGUAAAGUGAACGACAUCGAGGAAAACAUUUGGUGCCAUCACUUAGGAAUCAAAGGAAAGAUUGAUGCCACCGUUUCAGUAAGAAGUGAAAAUGUGAGAAAUUGCGAAGUAAUGCCUUUGGAGUUGAAAACAGGUCGCGCUAGCUUCUCAUUCGAACAUAAGGGUCAGCUUGCCUUGUAUGAAAUGAUGAUGAAUCUCGUUGGCCACCGCGUCAAUGCUGGCUUGCUACUGUACUUAGGUGAAGGAAAAUGUACGAAGAUGAUUGCAAAUCGUAACAUGAAACGUGACUUAAUUAUGCUGCGAAACGAGAUUGCGCGCUUCUUUAGUCAGUGGAUGGUACAAAAUGAAAAUAUCCUUCUUAAUACCGAGGAACCGAUGCCAAUGUUGCCCACUCUACCGACUCCAAUAAAUAAUGCACGAGCUUGUGUAAAAUGCCCAUAUAAAACGGUUUGCGUCGCAUUGUAUCAACGAGAACCGCGAAGAGGCAACGAUAACGUUGGGUUUGGUUCUAUUGCGGAAAAUGCCUGCGAACAUCUUCGAAAUGGUGAUAUCGAUUAUUUUAUCAGAUGGAGUGGACUGAUAUAUUUGGAGCAGCAGGAGUUCAACAAGGCUCAGACCACUCGGAAACUGUGGACCAAAACACCCGAAAAACGUGCCGAAAAAGGGUGGUGUCUAGCAGGCUUGACAUUAGUUGGACCAGUGACGGUUGUAAAUGGUGCAUAUUCGCACACGUUUAUGGCAAAAAAACAUCCUUCUUCACUAAAUGGAGUACCCAUAGACACUGGUUUCCAUGUAGGGGAUUAUGUUAUUUGCAGCACAAACAAACGCAUUGCUGUAGCCGCUGGAUACAUCAUGAAUUGGAUUGAUACCAUGAUUGUUGUUAAUAUGGAGCGAAAUUUAACGGUGAAUCAUGCAGGUGAAACGUUUCAUCUUGAUCAAAGUUCAAAUUAUAGUUCGACAGGGUUUAACCUGUCUAAUUUAGCUAUGCUCGUUGCUCAAACGGAAGAAGCUACACGAAUUCGAAGGAUUAUCAUCGAUCGAGAAAAACCAACAUUUUCCGACAAGAUUCGGUCGUAUGAAACUCUAACAGGAGUGCAGAAUAUAUUAGGAAAGUUAAACUAUCACCAAAAGGAUUCAAUUUUAAAAGCCGCUGCUACUGAGUCCUUUUGUUUGCUCAAAGGUUUACCCGGAACUGGAAAAACACAAACAAUUGUAUCCCUCAUUCGAUUACUAUCACUGUUGAAAAAAUCCGUGCUUCUAACGAGUAAUACACAUUCUGCCGUUGACAAUGUAUUACAACGGCUUUUGCAAUAUGAUGAUGUAAAAUUCAUUCGAUUGGGGUCUUUAGAGCGCAUCGAUCCAGCUAUACAACCUUUUUCAGAUGCUGUUCUUCGGCAAGGUUGUGACACUACUGAAGAUCUUGAGAAACUUUACGACAAAUUUCAAAUAGUUGCAGUGACGUGUCAAGGAACAGGACAUGCUUUGAUUAAUCAGCGGUUAUUUGAUUACUGUAUUGUGGAUGAGGCGACGCAAGUUUUUCAACCCACCAUUAUUCGACCGUUAUUGCGAUCCAGCAGAUUUCUUCUGGUAGGAGAUCCUGAACAGUUACCUCCUGUAGUAAAGUCUGCUGAAGCAAGAUCUCUAGGUGCAACAGAAAGCUUGUUUCAUCGAUUGGAUCAAGAGGGCUCAUGCUGUAUUCUUCCAACGCAGUACAGAAUGAAUCGUGCGUUAACUGAAUUAGCUAACAGAUUUGCUUAUGAUGGAAAGCUAAUUUGCGGCACUGAUCUUGUAGCGAGUGCUACUCUUAAACUUCCAUAUCUACAAUGUCUGUGUGAAUCAUAUGUAGUGGAAAAAUGGCUCAUAAAAACGUUGUCUAUUAAGUUGGACCAGUCGGCAGUUAUCCUCGAUACUGGUAGUACAUACGAGCGCAAUUUACACCAUCGGAAAUUGCAUACAUUGACAGUACACAACGCAGAGCAAGACAAAUCAACCGACGAUUCUCUACUAGGAUGCACUAAUGUUUCAGAAGUUGCUCUUAUACUUUACAUUUGCCGUGCCUUGUUGCAAGCUGGUAUAAAUUCUGGGGCAAUUGGAAUUAUAGCGCCGUUUCGUGCGCAAGUAGACUUAAUUCGCAAGUACAUGAAACUUUUUUUAUUUAACAAAAAUAAUCUUUGUCCUCCGUUACAACAACAGGCUCAUUUGAGUGAAACACAUGCGAUGGGCGAAGAUUGUAUAGAAAUUAACACAGUAGAUCAAUUUCAAGGAAAAGAUAAAAAGCUUAUAAUAUAUUCUUGUACCAAGUCAUUGAAUCCCGCGGAAGCCAUGGCGACUGGAGGUGCUGGACAUACCCAGCGAAAUGAUAAAGAAAUUCUGAGCGACAAGCGUCGAUUAACCGUAGCGAUAACUCGAGCACAAGAGAAACUCAUCGUUAUAGGAGAUCGUUCAAGUCUAUGCACUUAUGCUCCGUUUUACAAGUUGUUUAAGAUAUCAGACGAAACCAGUAAUGUACAUAUUCUUGACGAAAAAGAUGGAUUUUCCUGGGAAAGUCCCAUACAAUUAUUGUCUUCAAUUAGUUAG